Molecule: messenger RNA, 1811 nt
Organism: Populus euphratica (Euphrates poplar)
Lineage: Eukaryota; Viridiplantae; Streptophyta; Magnoliopsida; Malpighiales; Salicaceae
Product: D-mannose binding lectin protein with Apple-like carbohydrate-binding domain-containing protein
Exons: 3
Coding region: 212-1609 (465 amino acids)
Source: RefSeq, a predicted model, not a curated record
CCCACUUACACUUAUAGUGCAUAAUGGGCAAAAUGAAGGCACAUAUCCUUUUUGGUAGUGGGCUGGAACUUGGAAAGUUCCACACUCAUGCCCAGCUUUUUUCUUUUUCCUUCUUUCCAUUACUUCUUCCUGGUAAAAUAAUACCCUUUUGCCAGGGAAAAGCAAAGGUUAGCACCAAAAGUGAAAGUUCAGAUUUUGCAAUUUUCCUGUCAUGAAGCUCCAUCAGCUCGUUUUUCUUGUUCUUUUGUUGGCUUAUCAGGUCUAUUGCAAAACAUACAUUCACAUUGACUAUAGCCUCACAGUAGAAGUACCUAGUGAGUACAGUGUGGAAUUACUUGGAAGAGCAUUUCUGAUGGAGACAGACCAAAUGGAGCCCGAUUUUAGAGUAGCAUUGAGUGUUGAACCAGUUAAAGGAAAAUAUUCAUGCUCCUUGGAAGUCUUUCUUGGAGAUGUCAAGGUGUGGAAUUCUGGCCAUUAUUCUCAUUUUUACACUUCUGAUAAAUGUGUGCUUGCGCUGACAAAGGAUGGAGAUUUACACUUGAAAGGUUCGAAUGAUCGAAUCGGAUGGCGAACCGGGACUUCAGGACAAGGUGUGGAGAGACUACAGAUUCUGAAGACGGGCAAUUUAGUCCUUGUUGAUGCCUUGAACCGGAUAAAGUGGCAGAGUUUCAACUUUCCCACUGAUGUAAUGCUAUGGGGACAGAGACUAAAUGUGGCUACUCGCUUGACAUCUUUUCCUACCAAUUCAACAGCAUUCUAUUCUUUUGAGAUUCAGCACAACAAGAUUGCUCUCUACCUGAGUUCUGGUAAGUGGAACUAUUCUUACUGGGAAUUUCAGCCUACCAAGAACAGAAACAUCACAUUUAUUGAAUUAGGUUCAAAAGGGUUAGAAAUAUUCAAUGAUAAAUACAAGAAAAUUGCGCAGAUUUUACCAUUCGGGAUGCAAUUUCAACCCUUAAGAUUCUUAGCACUGGGGAAUAAAACAGGAAACAUGGGGCUAUAUUUUUACUCCCCGGAGAAACGAAGUUUUGAGGCUGCUUUUCAAGCACUCAAUACUACAUGUGAUCUUCCUCUAGCUUGUAGACCUUAUGGUAUCUGUACCUUGUCCAAUGCUUGCUCCUGUAUCCGACUGUUGACGGUGAAAAAAGGGGUUGGUUCAGAUUGCAAUGGGGGAUUUUCUGAAGGGUUUUGUGACAGAGAACAGCAGGAAAUGCUUGAACUAAGUGGUGUAAGUAGUGUUCUAAGGACUGCUCCUAAGAGGGUCAAUGUUAGCAAAGAAGUAUGUGAAAACUUAUGCCUAGAAGAUUGUAAAUGUGCUGCUGCAUUAUAUUCUACUGGCAAGGAUGGCACAAGCUUCAGAGAAUGCUUUACUUAUGGAUUGGUCUCAGGUGUUAAGCAGGUUGAAAGGGGAACGGGAUUGACUUACAUGGUUAAGGUUCCAAAAGGCACCCAGGUUUCCCAUGGGAAAUCAAAUGUGAAGAAAUGGGUGUUGGUCAUGGUAGGAUUGAUUGAUGCUUUCAUCAUCCUACUUGUUUUUGGAGGGCUUGGGUAUUAUUUGGUUCAGAGAAGAAGAAGAAGAAACAUGCUUGCCUCCGACAACAAUACUUAGGACUGGUUAUUCUGCCGGUGAUUCUUUUCUCAUGAGAAUUCAUGACCGAAUUUGCAAUUCUUUCUGCUUAUAGAGAGAGGGGAAGAAAAAGAAACAAUUUUGGUUGAUUUCUACAAGCUGAUAUGUUCAUAGGACAAAGUAUUUAUCUCUUUUUAACACCAUUGGUAUAGUUGAAAUCGAAUUUUCAUUUAUGCAUGGGAAA